AUUAGCUAUUGGGUGUUAGUAUUGUACUGCAUUUUACUAACUUUAAAUUAUAUAUUCACUUGUUUUUCACGAAAAUGCCGAGAAAAUGCUCUGUGGAUGGUUGUACGGGAUCUUCAGGGGGGAAAAAGAAUACUUUAUUUAAAAGCCCAAAAGAUGUAGAUUGUUUGACAGCUUGGAAUGAAGCUAUUUCAAAUGCCAAUGGUCGAAAUUGCUUAGCUACAUUUGUUUGCGAAAAACAUUUUAAAACUGAAGACAUUAUUUAUGAAUAUGCUAACCAUCCAAAUAAUAUAAACGGAGAAAUGAAACGCACUAUACCUCAAUUAAAGCGAGGUGCUGUUCCAUCAAUUUUUUCUUCUUAUAUUGGUGAAUCGUUAAUUAUUAAAAAACCCAGACCAGCAUGCAGUAAACAAUUAGUAUGGAGAUAUAUCCCUGCUUCUUUAUCUGUGAAUGAUAAUAGUGAAGCCAUUCAAAAAUGUGAACAUGUACCUGAAGUUAUUAUAAAUACCUUUGACAAUCUUUUAAAUGUGUAUAAACAUUUGAAGUUACCAAUGGGUUGGUCGUCAUAUGGAAAUGUGAAAGCAGUAACAUUUUAUUUAUUAGGACAUACAUUUAAUGGUGAAAAACUUUUUGCAACAAUUGAAAAACAAAUCACAUUUACAUCUGAACAUGAAAUUGGAUUUUAUAUUAUGAACAAUUUUCCAAUAAGUUGUAAUGAUCUCGGUUUAAGUUUUAAUUUGACUUUUCCCCUUAAUGAAAAAAGUAUUGAAGAACCAAUUGAACAUUUUAAUAAUAAAAUAGUUUGCUAUGGUGGUCCUCAUGCAUCCAAUUUUUCUGGUAUUCAAGUUAAAACUGCAUCUCUAGGAUUCAAUAAUGUAUGGCGUCAUGUUAAAUGUUCAAUGAUUAUUGAUUCUAACAAAAGAUGUAAAUUUUGUGAAGGUUUAUAUUCAACAUUUAGAGUGUAUAAAAAAAGAUCUUCGGAAGUAAAGUCUAAAUAUAUAGGGUCAAUUCUUACUCCAAUCCGCAAAAAGAAAUAUUGUAAUAUUUUAAAUAAAAAAAAAAAUUUACAAAAAUCAAACUCUAGGUAG
Molecule: messenger RNA, 1085 nt
Organism: Aphis gossypii (cotton aphid)
Lineage: Eukaryota; Metazoa; Arthropoda; Insecta; Hemiptera; Aphididae
Exons: 5
Coding region: 75-1085 (336 amino acids)
Source: RefSeq, a predicted model, not a curated record